Punica granatum (pomegranate) is the source of this 1167-nucleotide messenger RNA. The record is from RefSeq and is a predicted model, not a curated record. NCBI's taxonomy places the organism in Eukaryota, Viridiplantae, Streptophyta, Magnoliopsida, Myrtales, Lythraceae.
UUAUCCCUGCCCGAUGGGUCUACAUCCAUCCCUGAAUGUCGUCGGGUACUGUUCACUUCCCCGCCAUUCUUGUAACCGUCACCUGUAAUCCGCGCAGGUGUGUCCGCACCCCCCUGAAUGGACGAGAAAGAAAGGAUUUCUCGGAGCAACCCCCCAGGUUCCAGACCCAGGAGUCAACUUUCCCGUAUGAGCAUUCGAUAGGUCGUCUGAGGGUUCGCCGCGGUUCAUUGCUGUGCUUACACACUAGGCUACCCUUCUCCGAAAGCUCCGCGGGACCACCUACCACUAGUCUUCGGCCGGAGGGGUUUAUUGCACAAACGCCGGGACGCAGGCUCCCGAAGAGGGAAGCCCAACGAAUGUCAGAUGCAAAGCCCCGCACCUCAUUAAGAUCAUAUUGGCAUACUCUCCCAAAAAAAAAAGAGCAGACCCCAUUGAAGACGAGAGUAAGGUACAACAAGGCCAUUUCUGUCCACCGCCCUUCUCACGGAGCCGUACGUGGACGUUACCGCUCAUACAGCUCCCAGCCAGCAAGAGUUAGCCUUCCUCUCCAAGGAAUGGAAGUGUGGAUGAAUCGACAUCAAGAAUUCGGUUUUUCUUUUCAGAAAUAACAUGAUAAGAUGUAUCAGGACGAGAAUGAAUCCGGGAAUCCAGGACAUACUCAUCCUGGAGCUUCUGCUCUCCUCUGGGGAGGGGUUUUUUUAGAUAUAAAGGUGAGUCGAGGGUAGCCUCCCGCUUGACCGAUUUCUCGGAGUCGGAGGAAGAUCUCUCAUCUGAUGACCCUGAACAAGAAGGAGCUGCUCUCGAUGUGAGAUCAGCAGCAAAAGAAGAGGAAUUGGAUGCCCCAGAGCCCCCAGAGUUGCCUUAAAAAAAACACACACAAGGGACCGGACACAAACAAAAGAAAGAAGAAAAGGGCCAUGAUGAUGAUCCUAUCUUCGUUUUCGCCCUGCCCCGACGAUGCGCUCCUUGCUCGCGGAGCUACAUACCGGAAAAAGAAAAAGACUCUCUCUAAACCUUUGAGAAGAGAAUCGUUGGUUUGACCGACGUACUACGUGGGAAAUACGAGAUCUAGGCAAGCCGCUACAUCUUCUCCCCUUGCCCUUUUUCGAUAGAAGAACUACAACUCUUCUCUUAGAUAGUGGUCGAUCGCUUCGCAUCUAUGGUCAA